AUUUAGUUUUGUUUUGUAUGAAACCGGAAGUAAAAGCUCUUCCGGAUGAGUCAUGUUGUUUUGUCAAAAUAAAAAUAUUUCAACUGAAAUGAGUUAGAUAUUUAAAUAAUGGCAGAGGGUGGAAAGUCAGAAAAUGCUAAAAAUACUCUGCCGAUUCGCGGGAAAGUAAGACAAGUACGACAAGAGUGGGCAGUGUACGAGGAUGGGGCAUUUGCUCAUCAACUGCAGAAUGAAGAAAUUGAUCGUCAUUAUGGUUUGAACCGUUUUAAUCGACGGACUGUACGUGAAGACAUUCCAUUAGCUAAAGUUGUACAGUCUGACGAGGAAUUGCGGCUUCAAAAUGAAAGAUUCCAGGAGUUACAGGCCCUCAGAGUGCAGGCCGAGGAAGAUGAAAAAGUUGCCAAGAAAUUAAUGGAACAAGAACAGUUACAGAAUCAGGCCAGUAAAAUGGCUAUUGAACUCACAGAUGAGCAUAUUGCCAAAGAGUUGAUGGAGCAGGACCAGUUACAGAAUGAGGCACGGAAAAUGGCAAGGGAACUAACUGAUGAGGAAUAUGCCAAGGCUAUCCAAGAGAAAGAAAAACAGAAAUACGAAAGACACUUAGAAAAGAAAAAGUUGCAAAAAUUAAAAAAGGAACGAGAAAAGAUAGAGAAAACACAGGCUCAGAGGACCGAAGAGGCGAGGCUGAAUGUUAGAGGGAGUACAGAAGAUCUAGAUGAUCGUAUGGCAGAGAUGAACGUACAGAAUGGAGGGGUAGCUAUGAGGUAUAAUACCAG
Molecule: messenger RNA, 776 nt
Organism: Ruditapes philippinarum (Manila clam)
Lineage: Eukaryota; Metazoa; Mollusca; Bivalvia; Venerida; Veneridae
Product: trichohyalin-like
Source: RefSeq, a predicted model, not a curated record